AUCAUGUUUAAACUCAAUAAGAUUGCAUUUUUCAGGUCAGAUCCAAACAUGGGCUACGUUAAAGGAUACCUACAGUAUGGGCUGUACCUGUACCUUCUGCUCCUUUUGGCCAUUGGUAUUGGGUACACCAUCACCGGCCAGGGAGAGAGGAUUGACUUUGGCUGGUUCCUCUCCAGUGUCUCCGCAUACUUCUGGGGGGCCAUUGGCAUCGGUCUAACUGUUUCUCUGAGCGUCGUUGGAGCUGCUAUGGGUAUCCACACAACUGGUGUGAGCAUUGUUGGUGGCGGUGUCCGUGCCCCUCGCAUCAAGACCAAGAAUCUGAUCUCGGUCAUCUUCUGCGAGGCUGUCGCUAUUUACGGACUCAUCAUUGCCAUCAUCCUGGCUGGUAUUUUGGAGGAGUACUCCGAGACAAAGGCUAACGCUAAUGAGGACAUCUUUGAGCAGAACCUCCUCUCUGGUUACCUGAUGUUUGCUGCUGGUCUGACUGUAGGACUUACCAACCUGUUUUGUGGUCUUGCUGUUGGGAUUGUUGGUUCUGCUGCCGCACUUGCUGACGCUGCUGAUGCCUCCCUCUUCGUGCGCAUCCUCAUCGUUGAGAUCUUUGGUAGUGCUAUUGGCCUCUUUGGACUUAUUGUGGGAAUUCUGCAGACAUCCAAGGCCAAGAUGGGAGACAAAGUGUAAAGAAGAAGGCUGUUACACCCAAAAAAUAAUAAAACAAAAGCAGAAAACAUUCCAAGCAUGUCAAGUUUUGUAUGCAGACCAGUGACUUAUCCAGGGGAAGUCAUCCCAGAACAUUUGGAGCACAAAGAGAAAAAAAGCCUUUUGUUUUAUCAGAAGCCUCCCCUCAGUCGGACUUCUUGUGCUAGUUUUAAACUCCUUUUAGACCACUAGGUACUAACAUUAAGAAGUAGUGAGGGUACAGGUGUUCGUUAUCAACUUCUCUUCUUUUCUACUUACUCAUUCUCUAGCUGAUGUUCACUUUUAGGAAGAAGCUUACCAAGGUUAUGAACAACAUAAAUGACAUUGCUGGUCUGCUUCCAGCUAGUGAAAGUGAACAGCUGAAUUUCUGUAUCAAUAUUUUUAUUUUCUUCCUCCUCUUAUUUUUCUUUUGUUUUUUAGAGAGAAUUCAACCAUUCACAAUCCAUUCUGGUUGUCCUCACCUUCUGGUCGUGCAGUGACGGGAAUGGUGAUUUUUUUCUUUCUCUAAUAUACAGUUUCUAGCCACUUAAUGUGCAGAGUAUGCCUAAAAUAUAUAUUACUUGUCUAUUGUUCCGAUGAAGAAUGCUUUCCAUGCUGUUCUCAGUGUAUUUAUUUACAUAGUUUGUAAAUAUGUUAUCAAGAGGGAAUACAGUCUUGUCAUUCUUGUAGAUCGUAUGGCAGUUUAGAUAAUAUUUCUGAACUGAUGUUCUGUGUAUCAAAGGUGAAAUUGAAUAGAUAAUGUAUUGAUGUAAGAUUGUGUGUAUAUAUAUAUAUGAUUGUAUUUCUGUUAUGUUCUGAAUCCCUGAUGCUGUGGGUAAAAGAUAUUGUGAAUAAAGAAGGAUUAUUGGUU
Molecule: messenger RNA, 1549 nt
Organism: Penaeus vannamei (Pacific white shrimp)
Lineage: Eukaryota; Metazoa; Arthropoda; Malacostraca; Decapoda; Penaeidae
Source: RefSeq, a predicted model, not a curated record